Molecule: messenger RNA, 7314 nt
Organism: Actinia tenebrosa (Australian red waratah sea anemone)
Lineage: Eukaryota; Metazoa; Cnidaria; Anthozoa; Actiniaria; Actiniidae
Biological process (GO): axon guidance
Molecular function (GO): calcium ion binding
Source: RefSeq, a predicted model, not a curated record
ACCGAAAUCAACUACUAACAAUAGCAACGAUGUCAAAGUUAUGCUAAAACUUUUGGAAUUGUUUCUCAAUCACUUGGAGCAUGAAGGACGAAGUCGAUGAUUUUUAAUACUCUUUUUAUGAAGUAGAAUAUGAAGGCUUUAGCGGUAUAUUUGCUAGUGAUUUUGGAAUACAUGUGUAUUGGCCAUUUGGAGGCAGGAGAUACAUUUUUCUUCAAUGAAACAUCAUUCAUGCAAGUGACAACUGCAACCAUUCCUCUUAAACAAGGAUUUGACCUUACCUUCAGGACAUGUCAAGGUGGUGYUUUAUUGUAUCAAGGAGGAGAUGGAGAUGAUUAUGUUUUAUUACGAGUCAGUCCAGGCACUGUAAACWAUAACAUAUCUGUCAGCCCACCCCAUUUUACCCCAAGUCGCUUGACACUACAAUGGAAGGUUCAUGGAGUUGAAGGCUCAGUUCAUGCUGGCAAUGAACUUGAUAAAAACUACAUAAAUACAGUGAGUUUUGAUCCAGGCAGCUCAUCAGUGAAUGCAACCAUAAAAAUAGUUGGACCAAACAUUUACUCUGCAGUAGUGCCUAAAGAUAUAUUAAACUUUACGAGAAGUGGACCCAUGUAUGCUGGUGGUAACUUCAGUAAUACUAGUUCAAUUAAGGGAUUUGUUGGCUGUAUUGAGAGUGGAAGAAAUAUUCAUCUUGUUAUGUCACAAGGAGCAACAAAUGUGCAAGCAGGRUGUCCACUGGAUUCUCAAGCAGGCUGCACUAGGAAAAAAUGUGAUUCUGGUUUCACUGGAUAUUACUGUGAAGUGAACAUCAAUGAAUGUAGUGGAAAUCCUUGUCAUUCAUUCAGUACUUGUGUUGAUGGCAUCAAUUCUUAUAWAUGCAUCUGUGGAUCACARUGGASUGGGRAGAACUGUGACACAUUUCUUGGUUCACUUUGUGAUGMCAAACCAUGUAAGAAUGGAGGAGUGUGUAAGGAAUCAUUUGACAGGAACAACUACACAUGUACAUGCCCUGCAGGAUGGACAGGAAGGAACUGUGAUUCGUCAUUUAAUCCUUGUGAUUUGUCACCUUGUUUUAAUGAUGGUACAUGCCACAGGGACAGCAAUACCAGUAAUGGCUUCAUCUGCACUUGUCAAAAGGGGUUCACAGGCAUCAAGUGUGAGACUAACAUCAAUGAUUGUGCCUCUCUUCCAUGUGCUAAUGGAAAGUGUGUUGAUGGUGUUAAUAACUUCACCUGUAACUUUGCUGGAAUAUGUGAGUUGGAUGUUUGUUAUCCCAAUCCAUGUGAGAACAACGGAACAUGUAGAUUAUCUCUGGUCAAUAAUUAUGACUUCAAUUGUACAUGUCAACAAGGCUUUACAGGACAUAACUGCUCCAUAAACAUUGAUGACUGUCAGUCAAACACAUGUGUGCAAAAUGCAACCUGUAUUGAUGGAAUCAAUAACUACACCUGUCAAUGCCCAUCUGGUUACCAUGGUGAUUUCUGCCAGAUUGAAAUUGAUGAAUGUGCCUCCAACCCGUGUAAGAAUAAUGCAACAUGUUCUAAUGAGAUUGGUUAUUACAAGUGUCAUUGUCUGAGUGGUUUUAAUGGUACACAAUGUGAGAUCAACAUAGAUGACUGUCCAUCACAUGGAUGUAAUAAUGGGACAUGUGUAGAUGGUGUUAACAAUUAUACCUGCAUAUGCAACAAAGGAUUUCAAGGAGAAUUCUGUGAUAGAGACAUAGAUGAGUGUCUCAAUAAUGCAUCUUGUAUGAAUGGAGGAACAUGUCAGAACACCAUUGGCUCAUAUCAUUGUGCUUGUAAUGAGUUUACUAAUGGCACCCACUGUGAACUGGACAUUGAUGAGUGUGAGAAGAAGACUAUUUGUAACACAGGACUGUGUAGUAACUACAUCUACACUGGAUACAGGUGCUAUUGUGAUUAUGGAUGGACAGGUAAAAACUGUUACCUGAACAUUGAUGACUGUGCUCUAAACAGAGAUCCUUGCAAAAAUGGUGGAAUAUGUGUUGAUCGGAUCAAUAAGUACACAUGUGUAUGUACCUCAGGAUGGGAAGGAAAAGACUGUGAUCAAGAUAUAGAUGAGUGUGCAUUAGGAUACUGUAAGAAUGGUGCUACGUGUAAUAAUGGGAAUGGUACUUACRACUGUACAUGUGUACCUGGAUAUACAGACAACAACUGUUCUACAGACAUCAAUGAAUGUGCCAGCAACCCUUGCUACAAUGGAGCCACUUGUAAUGACCAUGUUAAUUACUUCAACUGUACRUGUGUUCCUGGCUACACAGGGUACAACUGUUCCAUAGAAAUAGAUGAAUGUGCCUCUGAUCCUUGUCAAAACAACGCUACAUGUAAUGAUUUAAUCAAUGAGUUCAACUGCUCUUGUCCAGCUAAUUAUACUGGUCGUCUUUGUGAGUACCCAGUUUCUCGCUGUCGGCCCAACAACCCUUGUCUUAACAAUGGCACAUGUUUGGAUCAAGGUCUUGAUAACUACACCUGUAGCUGCAUACCAGGAUUUGGUGGGAAGAAUUGUGAAAACAGUACGACUAUCAGCAUGAAUGGCUCUUCUUACAUGGCAUUCGAUGUUGGUAAAAGUAUCCUAACUAUAUCAUUACAGUUCAGGACUACUUUGAAAUAUGGAGUCUUGGCAAUUGACUCUGGAGGGAAACUCUUGAUACAGUUAAAARGAGAAGGAUUGUUAGUGACUUUUGACAGUGAAAGCUGUACUGUUGGCUCUAAUGCAAACCUAACAGAUGGACAUUGGCAUCAAGUCCUUGUUAACCUGACAAGUACAUCUAUUCAAAUAAACAYAGACAACUCUUCUUGUAGUGAUUGUACAAAGACGAUGAGCCGUUCAUCCAWUGAUGUCUUGUCAAAGCUGUUUAUUGGUGGACUAACCAACAUWGGAAAUAUGAAGCUGUURAUUGGCUGUAUUCGUGCAGUURAGGUUGAUGGACUGACAGUAAUCCCAACACAGAGUGAUGUAAAACUUGUUAAUGUCASCAGUGGGUGUCCACGUGUACCAGUAUGCCAGCCUAAUCCAUGUGUUAACGGAAGAUGCAUCGAUGAAUGGCUWGAUUACAAAUGUGAAUGUAACAGGCCAUGGACUGGUGACCAGUGUAAUAAAACCUUCAUCGCAGGAACAUUUGGUGCACAGACAACACUUAACAAUGCUGCUCAAAGAAGAAGAAGAAGGUCAYUGGUACAGUCCAAUCUUAACACAAGCUACGCCAAGUUUGCGACUCCUACAACAUUCGGCAUGUUGAGCGAGCUGUCUUUCUUCAUAAGAACAAGAGAGAAUAGUGGUUUGAUAGCUUUUUUUACUGGGGCUUCAGGCCACAUUACGGUGAUCCUUUCUAAYGGCUCUAUAUCAGUACAGUCUACUAAAGGGGGCUCCAAGAACUUGUUAACUCUCAACCCAAAGGUCAAYGAUGGACAAUAUCACUUUAUUUCCAUAAAUGUUAAUGAGUCUAAGGUUGAUAAUGUAACUGCAUCUGGUAUGACUUUACMUUCGUCUAUUGAUUUGUCAAGUACAUACCUUGGUGGACUUAAAAAUUGGUUAGAGUUCUCAGAAGAUGUUGUCAUGACAAGGAAAGGUUUGCGUGGUUGCAUUCAAGACAUGCGUYUUAACAACAAGCUCUUCUUGUUUUUCAAAGACSCUACAUCUCUAGACAGKUACCAACUUGUUGAGAAUCAAGGKUUGGGUAAGGGCUGUCCAGGAGAGAAUAUGUGUGCUUCUUUUCCUUGUGGAGGCAAAGGAAGAUGUGAAGAUACUUGGAAUGAUUUUAAGUGUUACUGUAAUCGAUUUUAUGGUGGAAGAAACUGUUCACUUUAUGGCUGCUCACUGGUACAACCAUGUGAUGGAGGAAGCAAAUGYAUGGAURUUGAUAAUGGACAGUUUGAGUGUGUCAGUCCUGCUACAUUUAAUGCAAGCCUCAGCAAAGCCAAGUUUACAUUGGUUUCUWAUUCCCACUUGACUCUUAAGCCACACUUCUCGUUUAGCCUGAGAACCCGUCAGAAUCAUGGAACAAUAUUCACUGCAUCGCAAAAUAAUCAGAAGCUAAUAGUCAGAGUAGACAAUGGCACUCUAAAUGUAACGUAUGAUCUUGAGAGCGCAUCAGGAAAUAUCUUAUCAGCAAAGGCUAUAAACGAUGGUAAAUGGCACAAAGUAAUGGUCAAUCUAUCAAAUUCAGCUAAGCUGGAGAUCGAUGGAACCGUGGAAAGCUUUUCAGAACCACCAUUAACUGAACAGGCUCUUCAAAACCUUCUUAAUAUGACAUCUCUUUAUAUUGGAUCUGACACACAAAUGCCUUUCAAAGGUUGUCUUGACAACCUGCGAGUAGGUGGGGCUUUGCUGCCAUUCAAACAGUACUACAACUCAAGWUACAAUGUCAGUCAUGUAACACCAUUGAAGCCUCAUUUUGAUGYGGAAAUGACUGGUGUUUCUCUUGGUUGUCAAAGUGAUGCUGUAUGUAGGUUCCAACCCUGUACUCGUGGCAAUUGCUCAGAUGUUUGGGAUGCUUUUAARUGCACUUGCCCAGAAGGAUAUGCAGGACUAAAGUGCAAUAAUACAGCUAACGUGACRUGUGCCCACCAACCAUGUUUUAAUAAUGCUACAUGUUCCAACAACAUGACAGCACAUUUGGAAAGCAGUUUCCAAAUCAGUGAUUUUGGUAAAGACAGGUUUGUGUGUCAGUGCCCAGCAGGAUAUCAGGGAAGACAGUGCAAGRAAGYAACAGAUGAAUGUUCACCAUCACCUUGUCUGAAUGGAGGCAACUGUACAGACCUUCAUCUCAACUACAGUUGUUCUUGUGUUACUGGCUAUACUGGCAGAAAUUGUGAGAUCAACAUURAUGAUUGUGUUGGAAAUAACUGUACAAACAAUGCAACAUGUGUUGACGGUGUGAAUAAGUACACAUGUAACUGUACCGAAGGAUUUAAUGGCACACUYUGUCAACAUGAUAUCAAUGAGUGUGACCUAAAAGUAUGUUACAAACUUGGUUCAAAUAACUGUACUAACACUGUAGGAUCAUAUGAAUGCAAAUGUAAAGAAGGUUAUUAUGGAAGAAAUUGUGCAUAUAAUGCUACCGAGUGGUGCAUGAUAGGAAAGCCCUGUCGCCAUGGAAAUUGCAGUGGAAACUCUACUGGAUUUUAUUGUUCUUGUUUUCAUGGGUGGGAAGGAAUGACAUGUACUGAGGAUAUCCGUGAGUGUGCAAGUAGUCCAUGCAAAAAUAAUGGCACCUGCAUAGAUAGUCACACUCCAAAUCAAUCAUUCUUCCCUGGUUAUCAUUGUAAAUGCACAGUUAAUUACACWGGACAGGACUGUGACAAGCUGGUUGACCCYUGUGAUACAUCUCCAUGUGUCAAUGGCACAUGCAGUAGGAUAUCMUACAAUAAAUAUCAUUGCAACUGUACUGAAGGCUUUGGAAACAUGAAUUGCAGUGGUUUACKGAAAUACUGUCAGCCGAACCCUUGUAAAAACAAUGCACUGUGUGAGCCUUUAAUGGAUGACUACAAUUGCCAAUGUGAAGAGAAAUACAUAGGGAAGAACUGCAGUGAGUUUAAAGACAAAUGUGACUCCAAUCCAUGUAURAAUGGAGGAACAUGCCGAAGUCUAUCAUCAGGUUACAAUUGUUCUUGUGAACCUCGGUUUACAGGUGCAAACUGCCAGAACAAAGUUGAUUAUUGUAAAGAUAUCAAAUGUCAACACCAAGGUACCUGUAUCUCUGAGUAUGGAAAUUUCACAUGUAAUUGUACUGAUAAGUAUGUAGGRAGGUUUUGUGAAGUUCCUAAAGUUACUGAACCCUUGACACACAAAGCAGAAGAGCCUAUAGGACUAAUUAUUGGAGUGAUAGCUGCGUGUAUACUUCUCAUUCUUUUAAUUUUAAUUUUAGUAGUAUUGUAUAAAAAACGAGCAGGCAAUGGUACCUAUAGUCCAAGCAAACAAGAAAUGGAUGGAGGAAGAGUAGAGUUGAACUCAGUGUUAAAACCACCCAAUCAGGAGAGACUUAUUUAAUAUCUAGACAUAUGUCGGCAUAACAAGCAAAAUUAAUAUUAUCAGGGUUGUGAUAACGAAGUUUUUAAAAACCAUGUUUUUAAAGAAGAACACAUACUGUAAUAUGCAUUGUCAUGUCAGCCACAAAAAYUGCUUAAUGCAUGCUAAUAUGGAUCAUACGCAUACCAGUAAUUAGACAUUCCCUGUCUUUAUAAGAUAGUGAAAAGGAAGCCAAACACAGUUUUCCUAUAACAGGCUUGUGUUGCCCUUUUUGCAGAAACAUGUAGCAAGCAUUUGCUUUUUUGAUUGAAGGUUGGCAUCAGAUAUUUAUUCUACUCUAUUUAUGAUUUCCUAAAUCGAAAACUAAGAAUUUUAUUUUCCAUGUAGCAUACUAAUAUAAGAUGCUAUAUUCACGUUUUAAUACCUACAUUCAUUGAUUAUCCAGUAAUAUCAUUGUUUUCGUUUUUACUUUUUUUUUACAGAAAUUAAUUCAGACCCAAUAAAAUUUACUUUUAUGGCAAGUGCAUCUAUUGCAGGGCCCAGUWGUUCAAAGCCCRAUUAGUGCUUAUCCUGGGUUAACUCUUAAUAAGACCUAUAGAGUUAAUCCUGGAUUAGCGCUAAUCGAGCUUUGAACAACCUGGCCCAGGUCUAUAAAUCUUGAAUCCUGUCCAAGCAUUCAGUAUUCUGCACUCUGGUUGGCUGAGCUACUAGUGGUCUAUUCGUGAUAUAGACCACACUAGUAUGGAAAAUUGCUGGUUUCGAAACCCCCCUCCCCCCCCCAAAAAAAAACCAAAAAAAGCAGUAAGGCCAUGUUUUGAAGCUAAUUUCAAAACAAGUUGGUUUAGACUAAAAUGAUUAGACCUCUCACCCUCAUGGUUCUGUAACCCUCAUGGCCUAUUGUGGCUGUGAAUCUAAUUGUUAAAUAGCUUUUUGCAAGAUGUUUGACACCCCACCCUUUUUAAGAUAGAAAGAAGUAUGGCUCCAAAUGCCCACUUGUGAGUGCUCAGUUCCAAACCAUGRUUUUUAGAUUAUGAUUAAUUUACUAUUAAUUCAUUUAUCUUCAAGGCCCAAAAAUAAGUUAUUUUCUUAAAUUCUUAAGGCAAAAGAGUAAAUACUUUAUAAUUUUAUGUGAUAAGAAAUUUAAAAAGUGUAUAAAGUAACACUGUACAAUUAAGUACACUGCUGCUUCUAUUUUAUCAGAUAUCAGUGAAAUGUGUUCUAUAUAACAAAUGUUUUUAGGAUGUUAGUUUCAUGCUUGUAUCAAAAAGCAGUUUGAGAAAGUGAUAAUAUCCAACCAUUAAAAAAUAAAUAAAAUUUGAUUGAAACAUG